Molecule: messenger RNA, 1164 nt
Organism: Vigna umbellata (rice bean)
Lineage: Eukaryota; Viridiplantae; Streptophyta; Magnoliopsida; Fabales; Fabaceae
Source: RefSeq, a predicted model, not a curated record
AUGGAAGAAGAAUUAGAUUUAUCAUAUGUGGACCGUGAAGAUAUAGAUGAUGACGUGGUUGGUGUAGACUUCAAUAUUAUCGCAAUGAUACGUCAACAAUUACAAAUAACCACUUCAUUGGGUGCUUUAACAAUGGUAUGCAUUGUUGGACACGUGUUGAGUAUCUUGAAUAAGUACUCUAGUGAUUCCAGUAGUGUAAUGAAUUACCUACCAGACAGAGACCAUCGUAGGGAGCAAUUGAUGUUAUAUCUUGUGCAUACUAAUCGGUGCCGCGACAUUAUUAGGAUGAGUCCAGAGGCAUUUAUUAAUCUUUGUGACAAGCUAAGAUCAACUGAGUUAGUUAAGGACACCAUUCGGUCGACAGUGGAGCAACAAGUUGCUCAAUUUCUUCAUAUAAUUGGUCAUAAUGUUAAAAAUCGAAGUGUCGCAUUUUUCUUUCAUCGAUCUGGCUCGACGGUUAGCAGACACUUUCACAAUGUCUUGGAUGCGAUCUUAACUUUGGAAUCUAAGUUUCUAAUUCAACCCUCAGGAAAUGAAGUUCAUCCACAUGUGUUUAACAACAAUCGAUUUUAUCCGUACUUUAAGGAUUGUUUAGGGGCCAUAGACGGUACUCAUGUUCGGGUCAACGUGCCAAGAUGUGAAGCUCCGAGAUUUCGUGGAAGAAAAGAUUGGCCAACUCAAAAUGUGUUUGCGGCUUGUGAUUUUGACAUGAAAUUGACAUACGUUCUUGCUGGGUGGGAAGGGACUGCAUCUGAUUCGAGAAUUUUUAAAAAUGCUCUUGAUAGAGAUGAUCUGUUGCUUAUCCCCCAAGGAAAAUACUACCUCGGUGGUGCAGAAUUUAUGUUGAAAAGCACAGUGUUGACUCCAUAUAGAGGCAACUUUUGGUUGUUGAAAAAAAGAUUCCCUAUCAUUGCAAGUGGCACUGAACCACACUAUGGAUUGGAGACAAUGACAGACAUCAUACUAGCUUGUUGUAUCUUGCACAACUUCCUUCGUGGCGUGGAUAGUGAUGACUCAUUACUUGAUGAAGUAGAUAACGAGUUGAAUGAAAGGGAAGACCAUAAUGUUUCAUCAUCUCAAGUCAGAGAAGACGACCAUACGAUUAGUAGUAGUAUCAGGGAUUCUAUAGCAGAUCAUAUGUGGCGAGAUUAUCAAAACUCGUAG